Molecule: messenger RNA, 1816 nt
Organism: Purpureocillium takamizusanense
Lineage: Eukaryota; Fungi; Ascomycota; Sordariomycetes; Hypocreales; Ophiocordycipitaceae
Product: Nitronate monooxygenase
Exons: 2
Coding region: 507-1562 (351 amino acids)
Molecular function (GO): nitronate monooxygenase activity
Source: RefSeq, a predicted model, not a curated record
UGUUUACUUAGUACUAGUACCAAUCCCCUGACGUGCGUCUCCAGUGGGUGGCGGCGGCGGCGGCGGCUCGUCGUAUCGGGUCGUCCUAUAAACCUACCAACCUACGGGCGGAUUGCUAGUCAUCCCGUCCCCCCCGUUCGCCUCCGCUCACUGGUGAGCGACCUAUGCAAAACGGGCUCAGUCUCGCGCGCUUUUAGCACAAGCUCGUGCCCGGACCACAGACCUGCUUGUGAGCGGAGAGGGCGGGCUACCAACACGACUUUAAACUCCAUAUGAUCGCCGCCGCGCGCAGCUGUUCCCCUUCCUCCCACAUAUUCCCCCUUCCGUCGGCUCUUGAUCUUUGUGCAACCUGAGUUUACAUAUACAGUCGAAACCUCUAGCCAGAUCGCGUGCAAAGCAUCGUCGACUCAUCUCACUUUACCCCGACCAGUCACCACCACCACCACCAACCAAACCCCCUUGGUCCUCGGCAAAGCAAAAGCAAAGUACCCAAGCCUUCCGCAAACAUGGCACCCUCCGGCCCCAUCUCGACGCCCUUCACGCGGCUUAUGGGCAUCAGGCACCCGGUCGUGCUCGCCGGCAUGGCGCGCACGUCGGGCGGCGAGCUCGCGGCGGCCGUGUCCAACGCGGGCGGGCUCGGCGUCAUCGGCGGGUUCCAGUACACUCCCGACCAGCUGCGCGAGAUCGUGGCGGAGCUCAAAGAGAACCUCAAGAGUCCGGACCUGCCGUUCGGCGUGGAUCUGGCCCUACCGCAGAUUGGCGGCAACGCGCGCAAGACCAACCACGACUACACGGGCGGCAAGCUCGACGAGCUCAUCGACAUCACCAUUGAGAGCGGCGCACGGCUCUUCGUGUGCGCCGUCGGCGUGUGCCCCAAGCCCGUCACCGAGCGCCUGCACAAGCACGGCAUCCUCGUCAUGAACAUGGUCGGCCACCCCAAGCACGCCGUCAAGGCGCUCGACGCGGGCGUCGACAUGGUCUGCGCGCAGGGCACCGAGGGCGGCGGCCACACGGGCGACGUGGCCAACUCGGUCCUCAUCCCGGCCGUCGUCGACGUGGCGCGCCGGUAUAAGCCUCCCAUGCUCAAGGGCUCGACGGCGCUGGUGCUGGCCGCCGGCGGCAUCCACAACGGGCGCGGGCUCGCCAGCUCGCUCAUGCAGGGCGCGACAGGCGUCUGGGUGGGCACCCGCUUCGUCGCCUCGGCCGAGGCCAACUGCAGCAACGAGCACAAGCAGGCCGUCGUCGAGUGCGGCCACGGCGAGACGGAGCGCAGCCUCGUCCUCAGCGGGCGGCCCAUCCGCCUCCGCCCCAAUGACUACAUCCGCCGCUGGCACGACACGCCCGAGCUCAUCCGCGAGCUCUGCGACAAGGGCAUCGUCCCCAUCGAGCACGACUUGGAGAAGGGCGCCGAUGACAUUGACCUGCCCCACAUCAUGGGCCAGGUCGCCGGCUCCAUCACAAAGAUCCAGCCCGCGCGUGAGAUUGUCGACGAGAUGGUGGCCGAGGCAGUCGACACGCUCAAGCAGGGAUAUACGUACCUGACAAACAAGAGCAAGUUGUGAUGAGGAGGAGACGAGAGCAAGCUGUGGGGAGCAGGAAGGGGAGCAUCAAGAGUCAGCAGAGUUGGUGGGCAGACCUGUAAAAAGUACAUGGCAAGACGAGGUAUUGGAGGGGCAGGCCGGCCGUCAUCUGCGCGUGUGUUUGAAUAUAAAUAUCCAGUUCCGAAGUUAUAUUGUUUGCGGUGGCAUUUGGUAGUGAACAAGGUGGGCAAAUUGGCAACCACUUAAGGCAGUUAUAGGGCCGAAGAAGAUGAUGA